Molecule: messenger RNA, 6662 nt
Organism: Harpegnathos saltator (Jerdon's jumping ant)
Lineage: Eukaryota; Metazoa; Arthropoda; Insecta; Hymenoptera; Formicidae
Gene: IntS1
Product: integrator complex subunit 1
Exons: 9
Coding region: 212-6433 (2073 amino acids)
Biological process (GO): U2 snRNA 3'-end processing
Cellular component (GO): integrator complex
Source: RefSeq, a predicted model, not a curated record
AAUGCGCAGUAGGUGGGGGCCGUUGGAGGAGAAGUACUUCUCUUGACGCGGCACGGCAUGGUGCUUUCUACUGUAUGCUCAGUUGCUUAGUUUGAAAAACACUCGUUAGAAACCGAAUUCUUAAUAUAAUUCUUGGUAUAUUGGGACUUGGUAGAAUACUUGGCAUACAUAUUAUUUAUAUUUAUUUAUACUUAUCUAGUGAAUCAGAUACAUGGAUCGUGGCAAAACAGGAGUUGGAAGAGCUGGCAAAAGUAAAAUUGCUCAGCAUCCAUCAGAUUUAUUUGCAUUAGGAUCAAAGAGUUCACGGAAUGAAAGUUCUGAUGCUAAAAAUAGACCAGGUGUUGUUCAUACAAAACCAAGUAGUAGUUUGACAACUUCUGGCAGUGAUAGAAAAAAAGAUGCACCUUCAGGAUCAUUACAGUCAUUUCAAUAUAUACCACAGAAAAAACCUAAGUUAGCAGGUCAUGUUGGUCCUCAUCGACCACCUUUCCCUAGUGCAGAAGCUUGGGAAGUUGUAGCUAUAGACAGUGAUCCUGUUGACUUUGUACCUAUGACACUUGAAGCCAAUGAGAAUGAUGAAGGUGAUAAAGUUAUAGGCAUAAUAUGUGGUGCUGUAAAAACACUGAAGAAUCAGAAAUGGAAGCCUGAGAUACUGAUCUACAUGGGACUAUUAUUUAUAGCAAAAAUUCGCCCAUCUAUUUUCUCGAAUGAUUGUAUAUUACACGCAUUGUCAUCUCUCUUAAAGAGAGACCAAAGUUAUAAUUUUAAAAGCAAGGGAAAUGCAUUGGUUCCUGUAUUAGCCGCAAAUCUUCUGAUGAAAGGAUUCUGUGAUAAAAAGAACUGGCCAGAAAUAUUCGUAAAGCUAUAUACGGACGAUGCCGUCGGGGAACGUGUCUGGAUUGAUCACGAAGAAUGCAAAGGUUUUGUCGACAAUAUAAUGACUGGUUUCAACACAAGACAACCACCUAAAUCUGCACUUCAGUCCGAGUUUCCGGUAUUAAUGCCGCGAGACUGCCAAAGCCCCUCUACAGUAGAUGACGAAGAUCCGACAACCUCGGCAACAUCAUUAUCUGCGGACAAGGAAAAAAUAGAGUUCACUGUUAGUCCGCGAUAUACACAUUGCAUAGAGAACGUAGAGUCCAUAGUAUUGGAAGCAGUAAAAGAACAAUUAAAUAGACGCCAACCAGAGACCAUUACGAGAAACUUUUUGAAACUGCUCUCUGCGACGUGCGGCUUUGUUGAGAUCAGAAAUAUUGCUGUUGCCAGAUUAGAAAUGUGGUUGCACAAUCCUAAAUUAAUGAGAACCGCUCAAGAAGUGCUUAGUUACGUGUGUUAUAAUUGUACAACACACACUCAAAGGGAUGUCGAAGUAAUAAGUCAAUUGGUGAAGAUGAGGUUGAAGACAAAAGCUGUAAUUAAUAUGUACUUGAACGGUGUCAAAGAACUGAUAGGACUACACCCGGAGAAUUUAGCUACUAUGCUGAAACAUACGAUCUACAACGAAUUGUCAAACGCACGCAAUCCGAACAACAUGCCCAUGCUAGCGAUAAUGUUUCAAACGUUACCUGAGCAGGCGGCAAAGUUGCUUGCGGAGAUUUUUCAGGAGUUACUUAUGAACCGUGAAGAUUAUCUGAGGCCAUUGCGAGCGUUACUUCGAGAGAUCGUACGUGUGUGUAGGCAUGAUAUACAUCUCGUAGCUUUCGCACAAACACUUAUGUCCGAGAGAGCGGACUUGGCUCAGCAGUUAUUGACUUUCGAGUUUAAGGAUCGUAUGUUCAUGUCCAUAGCGGAUCUGCUAUGUCUUUGUAUGUUCAUGGGAAUAAGCCCGCAGGUAAAGGAAGCGAUAUCCUUAUCACAGCGCGCGGACAAGAAAGACGUCUCUCUGCUGACCAAUUUCCAUUCACUUGUGUCCACGAUACAAAUCGAGGCGAUACUGUGGUUACAAAACUCGGCACAGCAAAUGUAUGCUGUCGGGAGAAACGAUCUUCUACACGCGUUGCAAAAGAUCCUGUACCUGGAGCCUCAUGAGCAGUAUUACAAACUGGACAAUUGGCCGCCGGAGUCGGACAGAGCAUUUUACUUACGAUUGGUGUCCGACGUACCCUUGCUGGAGGAUACACUGUAUAGAUUGCUGUUAUUUGGCCUUUCGAAGGAGAAUAGCAUUACUCAUUCAGAGACGAUGGAGCUGACCGAUCAGUUGAUACGACGAGCCGCCGCUAGUUCGACAGAAAAUGUUUUGAUGUUACGUGUUGAAAAGACGCAGCUAGUCGAACUUAUCUUCAAUCUCUCGGUAUAUCAGCCCCCGGGGACGAUAAAUAUACCCGUAGAUUAUGUGCCACCGUCAUUAGCGAUAUCUAAUCUCUACUGGAAAGGAUGGAUAAUGAUAUUAAUUCUAGCUGCUCAUAAUCCAGAUACGAUAGGUGUGAGUGCGUGGAAAAAUUAUCCUAUUUUGAGAACGUUGAUGGAAAUGUGCAUUACUAAUCAUUUUUCAUAUCCACCGCCAAGUAUGGCUAUCCCGGAGAUUAUGGAACAAGAGCGUUCGAAGGAGCUGCAGGUCGAAGCUAUUGAGAAGCAGGAUAUAUUGGAAUAUGAGUCACACUUGGCCGCAGCGUCUACUCGAAUCCAAUUGUCCGAGCAGAACAGUUUCUUGCUGUCACAAUUGAUCUCUAUGGAUCCAACCGGAAUCGCCAGAAGGCCACCACCGGGCGUGCUGGAGCAGAUACAGCUGUUGAAUACCACUCACCGAUUGGGCCAUUUGUUUUGCCGAUCGCGUAAGCCAGAUUUCUUGCUGGAUAUUAUCCAGCGUCAACAGCAAAACACGUCGCAGAGCAUGCCGUGGUUGGCAGAUCUAGUGCAGAACAGCGAAGGUUCAUUAAGCCAGCUGCCGGUGCAGUGUCUUUGCGAGUAUCUACUGACUACUAGCCCGCAAACGGUCGAGAAGCAGCCUCGACAACAGCAACUUUUAACCCAUCUUCAAACAUUGUUGACUGACCCUGAUGAAGAUCAACAGCACGCUUAUGAAGUCCUUGAGUACUUUCUCAGGAGAUUAAGUAGCCAACAGAGUAGCAGUCGUCUACAAGCUAUCACUGGAUUGAGGAUGAUUCUUGAUACUAUGACUCUUGAUGACGAAAAUAUGGAUGUUGACGCAGAAAACGAGAGAGAGAAAUGGCUUCUACGAAAAUUGCCAUCCAUACCUCAUUUUUUAUCAGUACGUGGCUUGCUUUCUACAGCGUUGCGUAGUGCUUGCCAAGUCGAAAAUAGUCCUGAAUUGGUGCAAGCUUACAUCUCGUAUCUAGCAACACACACCGUCGAUGAUGAUCUACCUGAAUUAACCGACUUAGCCAAUGAAAUCUCUCAAUUGGUAGUUGAACGCAGCACAAUUAUCGCUGCCAUUUUACCGCAACCCGAAAGCGACAAUCAGCAAACCAGACAAACCCUGCAUGCUUUUAUGGCGAUUUUCUGUAAUUAUCUUCAGAAGGCUCGCUUGCCGAGACGAGAAGAUUAUCAAUGGUCAGAAAGUCAGGACCAAAUUCUCGUCCAAUGGAGCAAUGGAGAAGAAUGCACUAUGCAUAUCCUUGUGGUUCAUGCUAUGAUUAUACUGUUAACGUACGACACAUCAGAAGACGAUUCGUUGUUUAACAGUUUGCUGGAGACGUGGUUCCCGUUAACAGAACCACCAAAGGCCUUCCUUGUUGACACCAGCGAAGAAGCAUUGCUUAUACCUGAUUGGCUUAAAUUAAGAAUGAUCAGGAGUAAUGUCCCGCGGUUAGUUGAUGCUGCAUUGAAGGACCUUGAGCCUCAGCAAUUAGUACUUUUCAUACAAAGUUUCGGGAUACCUGUGUCUUCUAUGAGUAAGCUGCUGCAUACGUUGGACAAUGGUGUCCAAAUAGACCCAGGAUCAGUCGGUGAAGCUGUACUGGACAAAACAUAUAUGGCACAGUUGGUCCAAGUGCAACACAGAAGAGGCGCAACGGGCGGCCUGGUUUUUGUCCAAGUGUUGCAACUAAUAGAGCCGCAAUUGCCCGACGAGAGCAUCUUGACCAUACAGAAGCUGCAGAAGCCGUUGCCGCCGAGCGCCACGGUGCAGAAGCAAUCAGUGAUACAGUGCUCCGUCAAGACUGAUGUACCUCACUUGAUAAAUCGGCUGUUCAUCGAGAAUAUCCCCAUGAAUCAGAAAAUGGACGCGUACAGGCGUCUUCACAAGAUCCUGUCGAAGGAUCUACAACGCUGCGGGAAGGAGAGCGGCGCGGUGGUGCUGGCGAUACAACAUAUAUGCAGCGUGUUGAGCUCUAUGCAGGUCAAACAAUUCUUGACCUCGCUCGUGCAUAUACGACAUUGUUCGUGCAAUUUAAUGCGCAUGAUACUCUUUCCGCUCAAAAAGCCAAUGAUGUCGCAACACAUACUUGAUUUGGCACGUAAUAUGUGCUUAAACCUGAUAUCGUUGAUAGGCGAUGUGAAGGCGCCGGUGCUCUCGAUCCUCCGGGAUUUCGCCAACGUGCAAUUGACGAAGACGUCGCAACGUACGGAAUUGUUGAGGUUGAUCCAGAAUCAUGAAAAUCCUGGUUCGAUGUUGGAAAGCACGGACCCUGUGAAUCUAGAGGAUGUAGGCCGCAGAUUGCUGGAUCUUUGUCUCAAACAGCAGAAGAACGACGUCUUGGUCGAAGCGAUGGCGAAACUAUUAGUCAGUGAUAGUAACGAAGGUGCGUUGAAGCCUCGUACGGGCCUGUUGAUUGAUUGGUUGGCAUCGGUAGAACCCGAAUUAAUUGGUACUUGUCCCAACCUACAAAUGAAACUUUUGUUUGGAAAGACGAAAGUACGUAUUGUUAUCGACGGAAGUGUCACGAGCUCUCAUUCUUGCAGACCAUAUUUGUUGACUUUGUUGACACACAGAGCCAGCUGGACCACUUUACACAAAUGUGUUCAGCAUUUGUUAAGUAAAUGCGACGACGGAUACGAUCCAACUGCUGUAUUGGAUUUCUUAUGGGCGUUAACAUGUAAUCCAAAAUUAUGGCAAGGUAGAGAUAAAUUCACACCGAAACAUUAUGUCCCGGAAAAUAUUUUGCUUCUGCAACAACAACAGUUACUUAACUUAGUGGCGUACAUAGUGGCUGAAGCUAUCAGUAUUUGCAAUAUGCAGAACAGGAACGCAGCUCUUGCUAAGAUGUAUGUAAGACUAGAUCUAUUACUACAUUGCAUAUCCGUUGAAAAUCACUUGAUCGCCAGUGUGGUUAUAUAUUUAGCAGAACGCAUGAUGGGUAAUAGCAGCGUAGAUUCAGAUAUGACUCAUCAAUUUCUGUUGCACAUGUACAUGAAAAUUCCUAAAGUCAUCUGUUACCUGAGCAUUUGCCAAACGAACAAAUUCGUCAAUGGAGCAAAAAUAACCGAUUGGGUGGGCUCAGUGCUCGAUUGCAUGAGCCAUUCUUUGUUGACAGCUUUGGCAGCAACGCCCAGACAAAAGUCUUGGAACUCCAAAUCCCAAGAGUUCGAACUGUGUGCUAGAAAAAUGGCAGCAGUACAUCCGAUAUUAGUGUUACGACAAUUGCCGAUGUUAGCGUCUUCCUUGAUGGGAAGAUGUUAUCUUGAUUUCGGGCAAUUUCGCACAGGCCACCAUUUGAAUCUCUUCACGCAAGUAAUGGGUCUGCUCGAGCUUUUGCAACCGCAUUUGUUUACAGAAGAACACGAAAUUUCGUUGGAGAAUAAUUUGGAGAAUUACUUCCAAUGCUUUCAAAAUUAUGGACCUAUUAAGGAUCUGAUACCUUUGCUCAACAGAUUCGUGUCGUUAUUACAAUCCUACAUCACACACGAUCCACAACGGGCAAUGAGAUACUUACAAAAACAUGCACAUAUCCUGCACGAAUUGCAAGUGCAUUAUCCUAAUUUAACUGCUUUGAGAGUACUCGUAUCGAGUAUACCUGUGCCGAAAGAAGGAGACGACGCGGAUGAUAUCCCAAUCACUAUAGCUCCCACACUUUCACCUGCCGAAUCAGUUUUCCCACAGCAUUGGCAGUCAUUGUUGGCCACUCUUACGAAGUUGCAUGGUGAAGAUGUAUUCAACGCACUUCAGGAGAUCGAGCAUUUAUCAUCACGGAAACCUUUAGUUUUGGAGCCCAUAAUGGAUAAUAUAGCAGAGUUGUUGGUAUCUCCACAGGGUAAUAUUAGAACUCUAGCGCAUACUCUCCUUGCCAGAGUACUGAAACAUCGUCCUUUGCCAAACGCGAACAUAUUAUCGGCAUUCCAGCGGUGUUUGGAUAGUCAUAGAGCGGAUGUUCUUCUAUCAGCUCUGGAAAAACUACCAGACAUUGUGCUAUGUAUGCAAGAACAUGCUUUACCAUUGAUGAAAAAGGUGUUCGAAUUGGGAGUAAAUUCGAAUGUCAACACUAUACCUUUCAUCAUUAAAGCUAUUGCUCUAUUAAACACGCAACAAGGUUGUUGAGGCUCUUAAGUAAAAUAAGAUAAAAAGAAAUGUAUAGAGAGAUUUAAAAUAAUAUAAAUAAAAUAAAUAUUUUUGUAAGAAUAUUUCACUUGAAAGAAUAUUUCAGAUUGCACAAAUAUGCUUUGGUAAUCUAAAUUCUUUUGUAUAAAUUUAUAUGACAUAUAAGAAUUUUGACCACAUAUUUUUUCAUUUCUGACAUUAUGAAUCAAGAGUUCCACGGUAAAUUCAC